Echinostoma caproni is the source of this 1281-nucleotide messenger RNA. NCBI's taxonomy places the organism in Eukaryota, Metazoa, Platyhelminthes, Trematoda, Plagiorchiida, Echinostomatidae. The record is from the annotation of a GenBank genome assembly.
AUGGUGACAUUGUGCGGUCUCUCAGACCGGCACGUGAUUGCUUCCAUAUUCUGUUUGGUCCUGGGUACGAGAUUAGGUGGAAUGUUUUAUGAUGUCCCUUGCCAGUUGUUGCGAGGCUACUCAACAUCUGCCUGGGUUGUGGACCACGGUUGGUUUUUACUGCAUCAUUUGCUCGGAAUCAAUCUGCCAUUUGAGUCCUCGAGCGAUGUGGUUGUCAGCUACGAUCAGCCGUUUGAUAUGCCUCCGUCCACCGCACUAUUUUGGACUGAAUGGUCCGAAUGGCCUGCAUGCCCAAGCUCGGAACCCUGCCAUGUGGACAAAGCACACAAAUCCCCGAUUCACAUGAUGAAACGGACACGGCUUUGUCAACGUCAAUCGGUCAGUGACUUGACACAGACCAAAAGUGUGCCGAAUCCGCUCACUUGGAUGCAAGCAUCGCAAGCUCACACUCCGUGUCUGAUUGAAAACGCGCGUGAAACGCAAGUCAAGUUUUGUGAGCCGACAGAAACAUGUACUGAUGAUGCCACCACUGAAAUGCCACACGAUAGUGCAUUUGUAAUAAAUCAAACCGACCCGAUUCUCGGGCAUAAAAGCCUCUCGAACGAAUUCACUCUAACUCUGCCGGAGAAUUUGAUCACGGACCCCACGAAUGAUGAUGAGUUGUGGAGCCCAUGGCAAUUAGUGGUGGCAUGCCGCCCGCUGAUUUUGGAGUUGGAUGAAUUGUCGGACGGGUUCGCCUGGGACCAUUUACUGCGUGACUCAAAUCAGCCCAAGCGAAAACGCUGUGAGCCGGGAAUCGAAAUCUAUCGGCGAGACUGUCAGCCUCAACUGCGUCAGAUCGGUCGAUGUGGCGAUAAACCGGGAAACGGUCAGCAAGUAAACAGUUAUCAACUACGACAUGCUCAUUGCUGGAUCAACGAGCGUUGCCCCGGUGGAAAUCAGACCAUACACGGACCAAUGGCUUGCGACUUUCGAACAUUUCUAACCGAGCCGCGGUUGCGAGUGAGUUGGUAUCGAACCCCAUACGGUCUGUCACCCACGCACUAUCAAGUUCGCAUAAUGCCCAUAGACAUGCUUCCCGGCGUUCAGAUACACCGAAGUGAAAUCAAGGAAGUUCCGCUCCGCCCAUCCGAUCCCUGGGGUGAGGCUUACUCGACCGACUUGGAAGAGUUGGAACUUGGUCAAGCGUAUGAGGUGAUUGUGAGUGCGGUGGACGCCGGACAGACACUGCACACAUCUAAAACAUGUCAAGCAGCGUUGAUUAUUGGUGCAGCGGUGUAA